GGGCUAAAGAGCGCGCGGUUAACGCGCGCCUCCGCUCUUCCUCCUGCACAGCCCUUUGCACAGAGAGGCUCUUGGGGAAGCUGAGCUCGGAGGGGAGGGGCCAGGCAAGGCGGACUUCCCUGCCGCUCGGCUGUUCCCGGCAGCAAAGGCGGAAAGAGCCUCUUCCUGGACUCGCCGCGGCCACCCCUGCGCAGAGCCUCCGAUGCAUCCCAGGCCGGCUGGCUUGCUCCGGGGCAUUGUGUGUCCGACCAGGAGGACUUGAUCGCAGGGGGAAAGUUCGGUUCCCGUCAGCGGCCGCCGAAAUCCGCAGGAAAGAGGAACUGCAACACAUCGGUUCAUCAAGGUCAGCAUUAUGACUGAUGGGGACUAUGACUAUCUGAUCAAACUCCUGGCCCUGGGGGACUCCGGGGUCGGAAAGACAACCUUCCUGUACAGAUACACAGACAAUAAGUUCAACCCCAAGUUCAUCACAACCGUUGGAAUCGACUUCCGGGAAAAACGGGUGGUGUACAAUAGCCGAGGGACUAAUGGAUCGCCUGGGAAAGCCUUUAAGGUUCAUCUGCAGCUCUGGGACACAGCUGGGCAAGAAAGAUUCCGAAGUCUCACGACAGCGUUUUUCAGAGACGCCAUGGGCUUCUUGUUAAUGUUUGAUCUCACCAGUCAACAGAGCUUCUUAAAUGUCAGAAACUGGAUGAGUCAGCUACAAGCAAAUGCGUAUUGUGAGAAUCCAGAUAUAGUGCUAAUUGGAAAUAAAGCUGACUUGUCAGAUCAGAGGGAGGUUAAUGAAAGACAAGCAAAAGAUUUGGCAGACAAAUACGGUAUCCCAUACUUUGAAACGAGCGCAGCGACCGGCCAAAACAUAGACAAAGCGGUGGAAACCCUCUUGGACUUGAUAAUGAAGCGCAUGGAGCAGUGCGUUGACAAAACUCAAGUAUCUGACACAGCCAACGGGGGCAGUUCGGGGAAACUGGAUUCGGCAAAAACAGAAGAGAAGCGAUGCGCUUGUUGAUUUGUUCCCCCGCUCCCGCCGGACUAGGGAGAAGAAACGAGGAACUACUAAAUUCAACCCCGGAAGCUCCUCUGGACCUCAGGCAGCCUUUGUCAUUGUCCAAAAGCAAGCCUGAUUUUUUUGGUGUUGAGAGAUUCGUGCUUCUGUGCUUGAGCAAGUGCCAAGUUAAAAAAAAAAGAAAAGAAAAGAAAAAACCCAAAGGAUUUCCCUCAUCUUCUUAAUCCGAUUAGGCUAGUAUACGGAGGAGGAAAGACGUCUUCUGGGGAAGAGGAUUGUUCACGUUUGUGAGGGAGACAUUUUUAAUUAGGCAAUGGGUGGGGACACCUUUUUAACAAGGGAAAGAGGGUCCCCUUAGAGACCCAGGCCAUCUCUUUAAAUUCAGUUGCCUUCUCUUACAAUGUACAUUGUACAUUUCCUCCAAGUAGUCUAUAAAGAACUAAAGUGUAGGUAGCUUGGCUUGUAAUUAUCUUGCACGGAGGAAAAUAACCCAACAAAGCAAGCUUUGUGGUUAACAUUUUGUUGACCGGUUUCCUGAUGAGUUCAGUAGCAUAAAGAAAUAAGUGGAAUCCUCUUUGAAACUCAAGCCUGGGGUUUGCCCAGGUUUUUGCCAAGAUGAUCACGUGGGAUUGGAGGGCUGUGAGCUGAAAGAGGAAGGAAGGAGCCAAAAAGCCAAUGGAAAGUAGCAGGGAUAUCCUACAGGGAAGCUAUAAACUUUUACAAGGCCUUCUCAAAAUGUCCAGAAUAUGGGUUGUCUUUCCCAAGGAAUCGUACAAAGGAAUGGUGGUCAUUUUCCCUGGUGACUUUAAAAAUGGGGUUAUGUUAGGGACUCCCCAGAUUUAAAAAAAAAAAAAAAUUGGGUGUUUGGGGGGAAGAUGUGGGACAUCUAUUUGGGUUUACCAAUGAGUGCAGUUAUCUUUCCUUCAUGCUGUUUUCCCCUAAUGUCAGUUUUAUUUUCAUUAUUAUUAAAAAAUGGGUCACUUUAUUAUUAUUAUUAUUUUUAAAGCAGUGCCAAGUAACAGUUUGGAAAAUAUAGCACCAAAUGUCAAUUUGGAAAAUAACAGCACCGAAAACCAAAAACCUGAUUAAACACAACAUGUGAUAUUUAAA
This is a messenger RNA of Heteronotia binoei (common prickly gecko), 2116 nucleotides long. RefSeq names its product RAB27B, member RAS oncogene family (gene RAB27B). Gene Ontology annotation, molecular function: GTPase activity; GTP binding. The transcript has 6 exons. The record is from RefSeq and is a predicted model, not a curated record. NCBI's taxonomy places the organism in Eukaryota, Metazoa, Chordata, Lepidosauria, Squamata, Gekkonidae. Gene Ontology annotation, biological process: positive regulation of exocytosis; melanosome transport. Gene Ontology annotation, cellular component: melanosome; secretory granule. Bases 353 to 1009 code for a protein of 218 amino acids.